Molecule: messenger RNA, 1209 nt
Organism: Gossypium arboreum
Lineage: Eukaryota; Viridiplantae; Streptophyta; Magnoliopsida; Malvales; Malvaceae
Product: transcription factor MYB73-like
Exons: 1
Coding region: 211-1032 (273 amino acids)
Biological process (GO): regulation of DNA-templated transcription
Cellular component (GO): nucleus
Molecular function (GO): RNA polymerase II cis-regulatory region sequence-specific DNA binding; DNA-binding transcription factor activity, RNA polymerase II-specific
Source: RefSeq, a predicted model, not a curated record
UCCAUAUAUAUAUUUAUCCUUCUCCUCUUUUCUUACUUAUUCUCUUCCCCACUCUGCCGCCUCAACCACCGUUGUAACCUUCCCCCUCCUCCUCCGCCGCAGCAUUCUCCUCUGUACAGAUAUGAAAUUAGCUUAGAUUAAAAUUUCUUUGGGGGGUUUUGGGGUUUUCGUCUUUGUGAUCAGUUCUUUUUUUUCCUUUUAAAUUUUCCGAUGGCUUCUACGAGGAAAGAUAUGGAUCGGAUCAAAGGUCCAUGGAGUCCAGAAGAAGAUGAAGCUUUACACCGUUUAGUACAAACGUACGGACCAAGGAAUUGGACUUUGAUAAGCAAAUCAAUUCCGGGUCGAUCCGGGAAAUCAUGUCGGUUACGAUGGUGUAACCAGCUUUCACCGGAAGUUGAACACCGGCCUUUUACCCCCGAAGAAGAUGAUACUAUAAUCCGAGCCCAUGCUCGAGUCGGUAACAAAUGGGCUACCAUAGCUCGUUUACUCAACGGCCGUACCGAUAACGCCAUUAAAAAUCACUGGAACUCGACGUUAAAGCGAAAAUGCUUGUCGAUGACCGAAGGUUUUAACGACGAUUCCCCUCAGCCGCUUAAACGAUCCGCCAGUCUCGGAACCGGCAAUCCAAGUAGUCCAUCGGGGUCCGAUUUGAGUGACUCGAGUUUACCAGCUCCCUCACCGGCUUUCAAAACGGGUUCUUUAGUCCCUUUGAGUCAACAUGUUGAAACAGCUUCAUCGGCAACGGACCCACCUACUUUACUCAGCCUCUCGUUACCCGGUUCUGACUUUACCGAACCUGUUUCUCCACCCGGAUUCAACCCGACCCAAGUGACCACACAGGCUUCGGCACCGGUCCCAGCUCCGGUGGAGAAGCAGUUUUUCAGUGCCGAGUUUUUUGCAGUAAUGAAAGAGAUGAUAAGAAAAGAAGUGAGGAGUUACAUGGCGGGGAUUGAGCAAAAUGAGCUUUGUUUACAAACGGAAGCUAUUAGAAACGCUGUUGUUAAGCGUAUUGGAAUUAGCAAAAUCGAGUAGGGGAAGAAGAGAAAAAAAUUGUCUUUUUCUUUUUCUUUCUUUUUUUAAAUUGGUGUUGAGUUAUUUUGGUUAUAGAAAUAAUCAUUUUGGUAGUGUACAGGGGAAAUAUUAGGAGUUAAAAAAAAGGGAAAAUAAAUAUAAAAUGGAAAUGAGAAUGAAAAAGGUUGAAGAAAGAAA